Molecule: messenger RNA, 978 nt
Organism: Parnassius apollo (apollo)
Lineage: Eukaryota; Metazoa; Arthropoda; Insecta; Lepidoptera; Papilionidae
Source: the annotation of a GenBank genome assembly
AUGAACAUAAGAAGCAUGCGUAAAAACUUUGAUAACUUCCUAGUAACCCUAAAAAGACUGGAUCUUGAUUUCGACGCUAUUGUCUUCAGUGAGUGCUGGCUUAAUGAGUUUGCGACGGUCCCCCUAUUGCACGGAUUUACAUCAUUUUACUCUAAAAAGUAUAUUAACAGGGCAGGAGGAGUCGCUAUCUACAUAAGAGAUAGGUGGACAGCCAACUUUUCUGAGCUGAACGUUGACGAGGGUAAUUGUAUUCUCGCAGAAGUUGCAAAUCACUUCUCAGUAGUAGCCGCUUACAGAUCACCUAGUUACACCAACCCAGAAACAUUUAUUCACUCUCUUGACGCUAUCUUAAAAACGGGUAGUCCCUCUCCUUGUCUUAUUUUUGCUGGAGACAUAAACUCAAAUAUUAUUGGGUCCGCAGCUGACAAAAACUUGCACACGGAGUACUUAGAUGUAUUAGCAGAGUAUGGACUUUUUCCAGCUAUAACUAAACCAACUCUGGUCAAAACCUGCAUAGAUCAUAUUUUUGUACCCGUAAAAUCUAAUGCGGAGUCCGUAGUAUAUCUCAAUGCUGCCACUGACCAUGAUAUCACUAUGGCAGGCAUAACAUUAAAGACACACAAACCAAAAAUACCAAAACCUAUUCGAUCAAGAGUAAUGGUUGACAUAGACUCAAUAAGAUCAGAGCUGAAGGGAAUGGACUGGUCCCCAGUAAUAUACUGCAGCUCUCUUGAAGAGUCUGUAACUCAUUUUACUAAGAUGGUAUCAGAGACAAUAUUGAGAUAUUCGAAAACAUGUGUAAUAAGCCGCUCCAAAACCACCUUACACCCCUGGAUGACUCCUGGUCUAAUCAGAUGCUCUAAACACCGCGACAAGCUUCAUAUUGAAUAUCGCAAGGACCCAAACAACCCAACUAAAAAACUUAUAUAUACGCGCUAUAGAAAUUUUUACAUAGGUCUAAUUAGAAGACUAAAAUGA